ACUAACCCUAAUGUCCCAAAUUAGCAAAGCGAGAACCGAUCUUUCGGCGAGGGUUUUUGGCAUCUGCUCCCCGAGGCGACGAUGGCGAAUCCUCGUGUGUUCUUUGACAUGUCCGUCGGCGGAGCUCCGGUAGGGCGGAUCGUGAUGGAGCUGUAUGCGGACGUGGUGCCGAAGACGGCGGAGAACUUCCGUGCGCUGUGCACCGGUGAGAAAGGGGCGGGGCGGUCCGGGAAGCCGCUCCACUACAAGGGUUCGAGCUUCCACCGCGUGAUCCCCGGGUUCAUGUGCCAAGGCGGCGACUUCACCCGCGGCAACGGCACCGGCGGCGAGUCCAUCUACGGCGAGAAGUUCGCCGAUGAGAACUUCGUGAAGAAGCACACCGGUCCCGGCGUGCUCUCCAUGGCCAACGCCGGGAAGAACACCAACGGUUCGCAGUUCUUCAUCUGCACCGAAAAGACUGCGUGGCUCGACGGCAAGCACGUGGUUUUCGGCCAAAUCGUGGAGGGGAUGGACGUGGUGAAGGCGGUUGAGGCGGUCGGUUCCCAGAGCGGCUCCACCAAGAAGCCCGUCGUCAUCGCCGACUGCGGUCAGCUCUGAUAGAUGAACGGCAUCGUCGUCUUCGCUCUCUACCACAACUAGCAGUAUCGUACUCUUCCGUUUUCGUCGUGCUGGUGAUGAUCCGCAAUAAGGUAGGGAUCACGGCGGUGGCCGGAGAUCUCAUCCACUUCCGGAUCUCGCUUCUUCAGUUUGUCUUCUGGUUCAUCUCUGUUCAAUCUUAGAAUAUCGUGUAAACCAUUCGAUAAUGGGAGAAAAUGCAGUCUCUUGAUAGAUA
Zingiber officinale is the source of this 832-nucleotide messenger RNA. Its product is annotated as peptidyl-prolyl cis-trans isomerase. Gene Ontology annotation, molecular function: peptidyl-prolyl cis-trans isomerase activity. Gene Ontology annotation, biological process: protein folding; protein peptidyl-prolyl isomerization. NCBI's taxonomy places the organism in Eukaryota, Viridiplantae, Streptophyta, Magnoliopsida, Zingiberales, Zingiberaceae. The transcript has a single exon. Bases 82 to 597 code for a protein of 171 amino acids. The record is from RefSeq and is a predicted model, not a curated record.